UAUCUCAUCCACUAUCUCAAUAUCCUCGAUAUCUUUGUGACCUGGCGCCCAGCUGAACUGAAGUCGCUUGGUUCCGACGACACUCUCCUCUACUGUCCUGCUUUCCAAGACACUACUGGUCGAAAGGCGAAUAGAGAUUAAAGCCUGGCUGUUUAAGAUCUUAACGCUGGAUUAUAGGCUAACUCUGCAGUUUUCUCAAUAGCAAAUAACUCUGCUUGAAAUAUACCGCACUGAUCCGGCAACUGAAAAGGCUGCCUUAUGGCUAACUCUAGACAAUAUACUCCGCCCUCCAUUUUCGUGCCAUCCGUAGAAAUGUUCAAUGUGGUGCUGCAAUUAUAUUUCCAAUAUUUGCUCUGAUCCUUCUUUCUUAAGAAAAAAGUGGGAUCAUGUAGUCGCUGCUUGCCAAACCAGCAUUACCCACCGAGCUAUGUCCGAAGGUUAUAUAGUAUAUCUAAACUCUCAUGCAACUAGUAGUCGCCCCACCGAUUUUGCCGCAAAGUUUUCAAGGAAGAGGUCUAAAAAUGGCAGGCUUAGUAUAAGUUCAAGAACAGUCGUUGGGAUGUGUUGGAGGUUAGCCUCCCCGUUAAGGACGGCGGAGCGAGUCUGUAAACCUUUACCAUUGGCUUUCGGUAGGUACAUUUUUGCAAACCAGUCCACCACACUACUUAGUGGAUAUUUUUUAAACGGUGUUAGAUCUCCGAAAUAACAACCCUUGGCCGAAGAAAAUCUGGGUCAAUUUCAGUAACGUAGAACCGGCUGUUGUGGGAAUUGACUACAUAACGGAUCUCGAUUUUAGCAAUAAAUUGUGAUUUUUUUGAAAAAUAUUUAGUCCGCAAGAGCUGACGCACCCUAAUACAGACAAAUAUAUGAGGACUAAAAAUGUGAGUGGUACGGUUGCCUUGGGUUCAUGGGGUGAAACUCAAUCACUUUGCAUGCAAUACUCAUAAAUUUUUUUUUCAGUUUUUUUUUUACUUCAAACAUUUAUUUAAAUUUUUACGAUUUUUGAGCAAGAACACACGUUUCAUAGCUACGCAUCACAAUUUUAUGUGUGCGGAUUUUUUUUGUUUUUGUAGUGAUAUUUUUUUUUUUGCAAUAAUUAAUACGCGCGCGCCACAUUCGGUCCAUUUGUCUGACGUAAUAUUAUGCGAAGAAGUGUUCGGUCCAUUCACGCAAUUUAGGCUUAGAACGCGAUAACGAGUAUAUACAUAGUUGCUAAAUUUCCGAUAACAAUCGAACAUGGACGAUAUAGAGAGAGUGGAGGGGCGCAAAAGCAUCGCUCUGUUCCGCAAGAGCAUCUACGGCGGUGAUGAAGUCGAAUUCGCCGAUAUUUUUCAAUUCGAUAUUGAUGAAGACGAUCAUAAGAAAAUAUUACAAGUGAUGAGGGACUCACUGCAGCGCUUACCUGAUAGCUUUCGAAGCAAUAUUUUGGACCGAUUCAUAGAGGAACAUCCCGAGUUAAACUGGAAGAUUGAGGAAACUGGAGAGAAAGACGAAGAUCAAGACAACAUAGAGGACAUUUUGAAAACAUUUCGUUUUGAUAGCUUAAUUCCCUCGCGUUGGGUGGAAGUUCACGAGACAUUUGACAAAAAACUGCGCCCGUUUUCGAGCGCUUUUAUGAUCAGAGAUUCCGAAAAGUUUUGGGCCAUAAUUCAAGCGACUAAGGUAGCACAUUUCGAGCCGGUACGCACGUAUGCGGUUGAAAAAUUAGCCAACGACAUUAACAAUUCCCUGUAUAUGAUCUUUAAAAUGAAUCUAUGCAAAGAUGAAGACUUCAAACUGGGGGACUUUGAGCAUUUUCAUGUCUUCAGUUGGACGGACGAUCGAUUUUUUGCCAGAAGACAUAUGAAAGGUAUUGCUUGGGUUGAUAUUUUUAUAAAAUCCUUAACAGAGGAAUGUUUGGAUGCAUUCAAAUUGCGCUAUGAUAUUACGGAAUUGGUGCGACUGUUGAAACCGCUGCUAUCAAGCUUCUAUAGCGCAAAUCCUGAGUUCAUAAAAGAAAGCAAAGAAGUGAUUGAAAAUGCACGUCUAUUGCUGGGUUUUCAUGACAAAGUCAUGAAAGAACUGGAAGAGAAUCUCGAAUUUUUCUGCAGUAAAGUCAAUCAGAUCACAAAUAUUUCACUCCACCGUCGAAGUGCGAACCGUGAUGUGGUAAAAAACUACUUCGAACUGGAAACAUUGGCCUAUGUUGUUCGCGAUCCCAUCGAGAAACGAUAUCAAAUCAAUUACUACAAGCAAAAGACGGCUGACUGGCAGUGCUACUUUGAAAACCAGGAGCGUCAAAUUGAGGAAAAAUUACUUAAAGUUCAGAAGAAGCAUAACGCCGAAGUAUACUGUCAUUCAUCCAUGAUGCAGUGCAUAUACGGCAUAAUAGAGGACUACAAACGUCGCAUUGAGGAACUGUCUCAAGAAUAUGAUCGUCGUUUCAAUGAACUCGAAGAGAAGAAUCACAAAUUUAAAACCAAUAUGGAUAAAAUAAAGAUUCAAACCGACUUUUUAAUGGCCGAAAAGGAUUACAUGCAAAUGCGUAUUGAGGAAAUGCAAAAAGGCAAGAAAGUAAAACUUCCGAAAAGGAAAAAACGCUCGCUCAUUUCGAUGUUAUCAAGUGUCAGCGUAAGAGAUUUGAAGAAGAAACGCUCCAAGUUAAAUUAACUAAAUAACGGUGUACAUAUAUUCAUUUACUUGUACAUAAGUAACGGUAUUGUAUAGCAUAGAAAUUCAAAAAGGCUUUCAAGAAAUAUACUAUAGAUACUUGUAAUGACACAGCUUGGGGCUUUAAGAAAA
Bactrocera neohumeralis is the source of this 2781-nucleotide messenger RNA. RefSeq lists its product as uncharacterized. NCBI's taxonomy places the organism in Eukaryota, Metazoa, Arthropoda, Insecta, Diptera, Tephritidae. The record is from RefSeq and is a predicted model, not a curated record. The coding region runs from base 1237 to 2649 and encodes 470 amino acids. The transcript has 4 exons.